AUGAGCAAGAUAGCAGCCAAAAUCGCAUUUUACAAUUUUGAAUGGCGGUACGUUGCUUUGGUGAUGUUCAGCAAUAUAAACUUAAUCGGGGUUGCGUCGUUCUUGAGCAAUUACAAGCAGUCAGUUGUGGUGAAAAUGGGAAAAUUCAUUCCUUACCACCGAGCCGUGAUACCACAGUUCGUGUUGCUCGGUCAAACAUCUUCUGAAUUAUCUGGCAUGCUACGGUGGUUAGCCCAAAACCAGUAUGAUACAACAGGAAAAUUUGUCAUACUUUGCUAUUCAACUGAUAACACGUGCAGCGAAAAAGAAAUCUUUGACACUUUAUCUAGUGUCUAUAUCGUAAAUGUUAUAUUAAUUAAGGGUUCUCUUGGCGACACAGAACCUAACAUAUUGUCCUAUUUUUUUGUCUUACCACAAAAAUGCAUGAAUAGCGAACCUGUCAAGCUUAAUAUUAGUUUGAAUUGUGCAAAUGAUACAUGUUUCAAGUCUGCAUUCCCGGAAAAGUUUUCGAAUAUGCAUCAGUGUCCAUUUAUUGUUUCAACAUUCGAGCAACACCCAUUCAUGUACUUAAGCAAUGAUAGCGCACCGCAUGGUAAAGAUGGAGAUCUUUUGAAUUUAGUAGUGGACAUUUUGAAUGCUUCACUGGUCAUUAAAACGCCGAAGGAUGGCGACGAUUGGGGCAAAUUAGUGAAUAACAACUGGACGGGAUCUCUCGGCGAUGUGUUCAACGGCCUAGCUCACGCUUCUAUGUGCUCCGCUCCGCUCUCUCCGACAAAAUAUGCAAAUUUUCAAAUUUCUUUUACAUACAGUUCAAUGGAUAUAGUGUGGGCAGCAGGCCUGCCUGCCCUCAAGCCGGCCUGGGAAAAACUAUUAUAUCCGUUUGGAAUGACCGUAAGAGUUAUCGUUUUCUUCCUCUUUAUUGGGAUUAUUUUUACGAAUAGUUUUAUUAAUACGCGUACUUGGAGAAAAGUUAUACGCGUUCUCAGGAUCAGCCCGCCGAAGUCGAACCUACUGUUCUAUUCGUGGAUUAUUUUUAUGGGGUUACCCAUUGUUAGAAUGCCCUCGAAGCCGUCUCUUCUAGUGGUGAUCGGACUCUGGAUUUGGGCUAGCUUUAUUAUCAGGACAGUGUACCAGGCGGAACUGGUAAACAUUAUGAAACAGCGUAUAUAUGAACAAGCAUUUGAAACAUUUGAGGAUACUUUGGCAACCAAAAUACCUUUUGGAGGUCUUUCUAUUUACAAGGAAUAUUAUUCUGAUGAUAAAUACAUUUAUGAAAAUUAUAUUGACAAAAACUUAACAGAGGCACGUCAUACAGUCGAUAAGAUAUCGAAUGGAUCAUUGGACUUUGUGAUUGCUAUGAAAAAAGAAUCGAUCUACUUUAGAUUAAUGGAAUUUAAAGGUUCAAGGCAAUUACAAAUAAUUCCGAAAAAGAUCGCCAACAGCCCAGCCGUUAUUUAUUUCAAGAAGUAUUCCUUCUUAACUAAUCCUGUAAGUCGUAUCUUGAGUGUUUCUCUAGAAGGAGGAUUCAGCCAAAGGAUGUAUUCACGUUUCUUCACGAAGGCGGUUUCGUUUCUGCGCCCGUCGACGAAGCAAGGCCCAGCACCGCUACGCCUUGAACAUUUCAUGGGGAGUUUCAUAAUUUUGUUUGGCGGUUGGUUUCUGUCGACUAUUUUCUUUGCUGUUGAAGUGAUAUGUGGUAAAAUAGUUAAAUCUAAUGUUUACUCUUAA
Leguminivora glycinivorella is the source of this 1728-nucleotide messenger RNA. RefSeq lists its product as uncharacterized. The coding region runs from base 1 to 1728 and encodes 575 amino acids. The record is from RefSeq and is a predicted model, not a curated record. NCBI's taxonomy places the organism in Eukaryota, Metazoa, Arthropoda, Insecta, Lepidoptera, Tortricidae. The transcript has a single exon.